Rotaria sp. Silwood2 is the source of this 276-nucleotide messenger RNA. The record is from the annotation of a GenBank genome assembly. NCBI's taxonomy places the organism in Eukaryota, Metazoa, Rotifera, Eurotatoria, Philodinida, Philodinidae.
AUGGAUUUGUUGGACGCUGAUUUAAUAAAUAAACAAAAUAUAUUUAUUAAAUAUGAAAUAAAUAUAUCCAUUGAUGAUGAUUUUUAUAUAACAUAUUUUCAUUCAUUUUCUAUUAUAUUUAAAUAUCGAUUUAUAUUAUGUCGACGAGGACAUCUUAUUGAUAAUAAUGAUAAUAAUAAAUAUUCAUAUUAUUCUAUAUCAUUAAACAAUUUAUCGAUGAAAAACAUUGAGAUAAAAAUGUUAAUUGUAAACGAUCCAUAUGUUGAUAAUAAUUAA